This is a messenger RNA of Penicilliopsis zonata CBS 506.65, 1499 nucleotides long. RefSeq lists its product as hypothetical. The transcript is spliced from 3 exons. Gene Ontology annotation, cellular component: cytoplasm. The coding region runs from base 103 to 1383 and encodes 426 amino acids. Gene Ontology annotation, molecular function: flavin adenine dinucleotide binding; electron-transferring-flavoprotein dehydrogenase activity. The record is from RefSeq and is a predicted model, not a curated record. Lineage: Eukaryota; Fungi; Ascomycota; Eurotiomycetes; Eurotiales; Aspergillaceae.
AACAGCUCUUCCCCCUCUCCCCGAGCUCGCGCGUCUUUUGACUUCAGGCGUUUGGAGUGAGUAAUGUGAAUUCCUGCACGGUCUUGGAAGAUAUCGGCGAAAAUGAUAUCGGGGAUCAUUCUUACAUUCAAAACCCUCGGGGUGAUACUCUCGUACAUGGUACAGGCAGCCAUCCAGUUCCCCUACGCGCUGAUACACCGACACACCUACCGGGCGCUCCUUUCGCCAAAUGAACCGCCCAAGAAUAUCGUGGUGAUCGGGGCCUCGUUCGCGGGGUUUUUUGCUGCCAAGGAACUCCUGCAGACUGUUCCGUCCGGGUAUCGCGUGGUGGUCGUGGAGAAGAACUCGCAUUUCCAGUUCACAUGGGCGUUCCCUCGGUUCUGCGUUUUGUCGGGGUACGAAGGACGGGCGUUCAUUCCUGUCCGAGACGGACUGAAGGGGUAUGCACCACCACACGCGUUUCGAUGGGUGACUGGAUGUGUGGAACGGAUUAUUCCCGACGAGAAGACAAACGGUGGUAGCGGAGGAGAAGGGAAGAUCGUGUUGACUUCUGGCGAGAGCAUCGAGUAUGCGUAUCUGAUCGUUGCCACUGGGGCGACUGCCACGCUGCCUUCGCGAGUGGGCAAGAACGACAAAGCCGAGGGGAUCGCGGAGCUGCAGCGCGUGCAGGAGCGGAUCGGCCAGGCAGAGACCAUUGCUGUCCUGGGGGGUGGCGCGGCGGGUGUCGAGUUAGCAGCCGAUAUCAAGUCGUACCGGCCGGAGAAGGAGGUGACGCUCAUCCACUCGCGCGGGAGUCUUUUGAACACCUACGGCGAGAAGCUGCAGCAGGCCGCGUUUGAUGAGUUGACGAAGCUCGGGGUCCACAUCUGUCUGGGUGAGAGGGUGCAGCUGGCUGAGGGACAGACGGAGGGUGAGAUUCAAUUGAAGGAUGAGGCGGUCUCGUUUGAUUAUAUUGUCAAAUGCGUCGGUCAGAGUCCCAAUUCACAGGUCAUCAGUGCCCUAUCGCCCUCCUCUGUAUCCCCCUCGGGCCAUAUCCGUACACGUCCUACAUUGCAAAUCGCAGACAUGGACUUCCACAAUAUCUUCGCGGCAGGUGAUAUACUCGAUGGAAUACCGCUCAAAAACGGCCGUGCAGCUUGCGAACAGGGCCAGCUCGUCGCAAGGAACGUCGUGCGGGAUAUCCAAGGCCGGGCGAUGCUCCAGUACCACCAGCGCUGGUGGGAGGGAAUGACCAAGAUGACAUUGGGCCUCAAAAAGGGAGUUUUUACUAUUAACGACGGCGUCGCUGAGGCGUGCAUCUUCUUCAAGGGUCUUCCUUUAGACAUGGGAAGCCAUCAUAUAUGGAGCACUCUCGGCGUUAAGCCAAGCGAGGAGUUUCAGUGAUUUUGGACUAGAAAUUUAGUUUCAGGUAUACAAGGGGGGCAAAAUGGGCUACAUAGGAUGGCAAGGCGAGUUGAUAAUUUACCUAAAUAUUUGAUUGUAAGAUUUUCCAGUGAAUG